AUGAACGAACCAAAGCUCCAAAGAAAACAUAGAAGUGGAGGGAAGCAGAGUUCAGUGGUAGCUUGUAAUAAUUUUGAAUAUCUAAGCGACGGAACACCAUCGAAAAUUCACUUCUUUAAGUUUCCAACCAAGCCAUCGCUUCGAAAUCGAUGGUGCAAUUUAAUCAAGCGGCAGCACGGCAGAGACGGCUUUUACGUGAAACCUUCAACGGUCUUAUGCGGCCAUCAUUUUAAGGAAAAUGACCUAUGCAUACCUCCGGGAGGAACGCGGUACAGGCUACGACUAGGAGCAGAGCCAUCCAUAUCCAUAGUGGUAGAGUUGUACGAGGUUGAACGACGGUAUAUUUCGCAAAUCCUUGCUCCACUCACAUCCCCGAGAAGCUUAAUCUCUAGACAAAACUUCGUACGUUAUUUCGUGGUCACUUUUGGUGUUCGAAAUCAACGAUAUCAACGGCUGUUCUUGUUUUGAAACGUUGUCAGGCUCGACGCAGACCACUUUUCUUUGAUAAAUAGCUCGACAUCUUAGGACAAGAUCAGCCUUC
Stylophora pistillata is the source of this 541-nucleotide messenger RNA. RefSeq lists its product as uncharacterized. NCBI's taxonomy places the organism in Eukaryota, Metazoa, Cnidaria, Anthozoa, Scleractinia, Pocilloporidae. Gene Ontology annotation, molecular function: sequence-specific DNA binding. The record is from RefSeq and is a predicted model, not a curated record.